UAAAUAGCGCAGCCGGGCAGGCAGACGCACCACACUACGCUGACGCAGACGGCGAACAGCUUGGCUCAGCUCAGACAGAAGAGUUGGGGAAGCAGCUUCGCACACUCCGGUACCUCUCCUCGGAGAAGAAACGCCGUGAAGAUGUCCACAUACGUAUCCUCGGACUCUCGUCGCGUCAGCCCCUCGGUCCACGGGAUGAAGUUCGACACAGCCCACCGCAAGAAAGCCGUGCCUUACAUUUUCGAGAACGUCAACCAGGAAGUGUUGAUUAAGUUAUUUCAGAAAACGGGAGACACGAAGGCGGAGGAACGGGUGAAAAGUAUCUACUCCUACGCCCAUGACCAGGAGGAGACGUCCAAAGCGCUUAUGGCACUAAGACAGCGGAAGAAGGACAAGUUCCUGCAGAUCGCUGACUUGGCCAGGCAGUCGCUGAAACUCCACUGACUCCCACCGCGCUCUGCGGAUAUGAAUCGCUUGCUUUGGCGAUCAAAUACUAGGCGAGACUCGCCGCUGGGGAUGCGGCAACGGGGCGGACGAAGAGAGCGCUCUGGGACAGAGCAUGAACUGUGAAAGGCUGCAGUGUGCAGCAGGCCGCAUCGGAGCGCUGGCACAGUUGUGCCACAGAAAAAAAUCGACAUCACGCACAGAAUGAGGAGGGAUUGAUGGAGACGAACACACGGAACGCUGAAACACACGACAUGAACUGACCAAUUUGACGGCUUGGCCGUGAAGAUGUAUGCAUUUUUUGAAUGCGCUGGGUUAUGAUUACACCUUACAGGUGUCUUAAUAAGUGCACAAACUGUUACUUGAGACAUGUGCCGAAGUAAUUGCCUGGAAACGUGGGCUCUGGAAGUACAAUGCCUUGUCUCUGUACCGGUUUGAAAUUAAGAUUAAUAAUCUCUGAACUGAUUUACUACAAAAUGUUAUGAUAAUGCGUGGGCGCACAAUUCACCUUUUGCAAUUACCCGAAUAAAUUAUUUUAUUAAAGUGCUUUUCCCUUGGUGUUAGAAAUGUUUCCACACACAAACAUCGAGGAGGCAGAUGGUUUGAUCAUGUACAUAAUAAGAUUCACACGCAAUAUCUGUAGCUAUGCAAUAUUUGAUAAAGAUAGUUUAAUUAGCAAGGAACUGAACCCACACUGCAGUAUGGGAAUGCUGCAUUUACUUACAAUAGCAUGUGCAAUGAUCGCAAGAAUGUACAGAGUAUGGCUAUUUAAUCUCCCACUGGAAUCAUGUUUGAAUAGAUAUCAUGUAAUGCAAUGGGUUGUGGAAAUCAGUCAUUUCAUCUCACAGCUGAUGACGUAAUUCAAAAUUCCU
Molecule: messenger RNA, 1316 nt
Organism: Megalops cyprinoides (Indo-Pacific tarpon)
Lineage: Eukaryota; Metazoa; Chordata; Actinopteri; Elopiformes; Megalopidae
Product: transcriptional and immune response regulator-like
Exons: 1
Coding region: 142-444 (100 amino acids)
Biological process (GO): endothelial cell activation involved in immune response; negative regulation of Notch signaling pathway
Cellular component (GO): nucleus; cytosol
Molecular function (GO): Notch binding
Source: RefSeq, a predicted model, not a curated record